ACGACACGAAUACACGCACACGCCCACGUUAAGUGCACGCAGACGGCUCACCUCGUAGCAGCACGUGAGCUGAUGCCUGGGGCGAGAAAAAGACAGAGAGAGAGAGAGAGAGAGAGAGAGAGAGAGAGAGAGAGCACGCGAGCCAAAGAGAGAGAGAGAGAGAGAGAAAGAGAGAGCACGCGAGCCAAAGAGAGAGAGAGGGAGUGCAAAAGUGGACUCCCUUAAAGAGGACGGAUUACGCCUUACUACUCCCACUCGGAACGCACGUUUCUGCGCGCCACCCCUCUUUUCGAACAAAUGAGAGAAAGAGCGAGAGAGCGAAAAAGGAUCCGUCUGUAUAGUUACGGAAGGAAGAAUCCGUUAUAAGUAUCAGUGCGUCAAGUGUGUCGGAGAACAGUGUUCGGGUCAUCUCGGAAGUAGCAACAACAGCGGCAGCAGCAGCAUUGGAUUCGAAUGCUGCAGAUGCGCUUUAGUAUCGGCACCGAGCAUGUGCAAGACUCGCUCACAGGACAAUACCGCAGCGACGGAGCAGACGGACGCACAGCAGCCGUCGCUUCGGGGAGCCGGUUGCGAUGCAGCUACGCUGCCGGUGGUCGCUGCCGAGGACGCCAGGACCAUGCUGCAAAUUCUCAGCAGAGACCAGCGCACUACUUACCACAGGCUGGCCAGCAGCGGCGCGACCGGCAGCGGCACUAGAGCCCCAGCGACGCGACAGCCCCCGGCCCAGUCUCAAAAGCCGGCGCAGCCGAGCGCGGACACCGCCAGCAGCGCCAGCCCCGGCUUCUGUCCUCUGCCGGAGAUCCUCGGUCUGAUCGGCGACUCGGUGUCCUGGCAUCAUUCCCGCGCCAAGCAUCACGACCGCGAUGAGCUGCAGCGUUGCCGCCAACUUCGACAACACCAGCACCCUCCUGCGACUGCGAGGUGCUUUGACACGGCCAAGGGUAACAAUCGGACGCAUAAAGCCCCCUCCGACGUUGCCGUGGAUGUUGAGCGGCAACUGCAACCGCAGCGGACUUGUAAAGUGCAAAGUAAUAGCUGUGUCGAUAGUGAGGAUGACAACAUUGUCGUGCUUAGCCAGAACGAUUCACCGGCCUCCUCCUAUUGUCAGCCCCCGAGCAACACCUACCGAAACAAAUCACGCGUCUCCUUCGUCACGUGGUUGAGUUGCGUUUGCUGUAUUGCAGGGCUCGUCGGGCUGUUAGUAGCGCUGUUGUUGGUCUCUGUGGAGAGCGCCCCGACGGCUAUGACAUUGGAAUCGCGCAGGCUCGACCAAGCGCCCAAGUGGCUUAAUCCCUGUGGGUUUGCCGCCGAGGAGUUCGAAGGUGACAUCGACGUCGUCCAGCUGAACGACGCAACCCUCCUCGGUAAUAUCGUCAUGCAGGCUAAGACGGCUCUUAACUACGCUCAUGGUUUUCGCGACGACUUUAUCAAGAAAACUUUCAACACCGACUAUGCCGAUCUUCAUUUGACAUGGAAAGAUAAUCAUUACGACUGGCUUCCCGGUCCGAAGCAGAUACCGAAAAUGCUCGGCGAGCAUUUGGAUCAAGAUUAUCUUCACAAGCUGGAAGUUCGUAUGCUCGAUACAGCACUAUUAGAUGCCUAUGAAUAUAUGCAGAGGUACGCUGUAGGGCUGGAGCAGAUAGCGUGGGAUCAGGAAGACUAUGCUCUUGAUUUUCGCAAGCAAUUCAAAGAUACAGAGUACAAUCUUCGAUCGGUAUUAUGCGAGCUGCAAAUGGCAUUGGCCGAGCGUGGCGUGACGCCAAGGGCAGAUGUAACCCGCGACGUGAUGUCCGUCGAGUUCCGCGAUAUGUCGGAAAGUGCGACUUAUCGUAACCUGCGAGAUUGGCUGAUCUUCCGCGACUACAUGAACGGCCUGGAAUACGUAGUUCAGGUGUUUGAACACUUUAUCCGGUGUUUUGAAUCUUAGGCAAGUUGCCGGCCUCGUCGCUGUCUUAGCCACCUUCAUUGCGCGGAUUGCAGCUGAGUCGGCCAAACGACUGAUCACAAUUGAGCACAAUAUUUAUUUUCGGACAAUUUAUCUGCUACUUCAAGACACAGACCCGUGUACUGUCAGUGCAACCAUUAAACUCUUCUCGGCCGUUUUCAAGUGCAGCAGCAACCUACUGACGAUUGCAAACUUUGCAUCUUUCUUUCGACCAAGUUCAAACAUUCAUCUAUCGAUCGAUCACCAUCGGAUUCACCGAUUUUUCUACAUCCCCGAUAUAUUUGCAUUUGAUUGACAGAAUCGCUGAAAAAUUGAUGUUGCUCAACCUCCUUCUACGCGCGUUGCUGCUUUGGUGCUUCGAUUAUUCGAAAUGCAUGUGUAAGCGAAUCAAUAAACAAUGACAAAUUAGCUUAUUGGCUAUGUUGAUUUAGCUUUUAUAAGAGUAUGGCUUUUAUUAAACAAACACGAUUACUUCUGUCUGUCAAAAUGAUGAGUAUUGUAUUUACAACAGUGACAGUCAGGCAGAGAAAUUCUGCGAUUAAAGAGCUUCGGUAAGCAGAAUUGUAACUGAGAUUUCGUAUAGAUUCGUUUAGCGAGAUAUCCCGACCAGAUAUAGUAUUCAAUAAAUUGCUAAAUAAAUGAUUUACACACACACGCGCGCGCGCGCGCACUCAUGCACACACACACACACACACACACACACACACACACACACACACACACACACACACACGCGCGCGCGACCUACGAGAUGCAAAAACGAUAAAGAGAAGCUUUAAUGAAAUAAUUCAGCUCAAAAGUAUUUUAGCUUUUAAUUUAUUGUAAACCUUUCUACAACGUAGGCAAGUUAAAAAAAUGUAUGAUGCAUUUAUAGAGCAAAAUCUGUGUAGCCACAGAUUUUCAAAAGCUACCUAGACACUGAGUGUCGAGUUUGAAAACUUGCUGAAACACCGUUGUAUUUAUCAAUUUCAUCUGCGAUAGAUAUUUAUUGAACGAUAUUGUAAUUAGUAGCAUAUUUUCAAUUCUAUUAUAUUUUUAUUUAUUCAGAUUAUUUAUUUUAUUUUUGUAAAAACCAUGCAUUAAUUAUAAAAAUAAAUUAUGUAUUUAAGUAAGUAAAUGUGUAGGUGUGCAUCUAUAGUAUUAAAUGACUAGCGAACGUGAAUAAAUUUUGAUUGGGUACAUGCGCACGCCAGACGUUCUGAAAUUCAGUAUACCCCUCGCGAAUGGCCGUCCAAAAGCGAGCAAUGAGCCGCGAUAUUGUGCUGAAUAAGUAAGCUAAAUAUUGCAAUCUUUCUUAAUAUUUUGCAAGGUAUUUCUUUAUAAAGGAAUUGAAUUUCGUAAUGUGUUAAUUUUUGCGAGAAAACAUUCCAAGUUGUAGUAUACUACGAUCCAUGGUCGAUGAUCGAUAUUUUAAUUUCAAUUGACUCGACAUAAUAAAAUCUGUAGAAUUAAAAGAAAAACCUGCGCUCUACAUACUUGAUUCAUUCAAUAUCACUUUCUUCUCUUUCCGCUUGUACUGAUACUGAUGAGAAGUAAGAAUAUCGAUAGUAUAAAUGAUGUUGUUUGUAUGUUUAUUGUAUGUUCUGCGUACACGAGCAGAGAUACUGUCACGUAUGUAUGUCAAAGAUGAAUUCAGAUCAAAUACUGAUACUGAAACUUGAGAUGAGACUUGGCACAUUUCCUGGUGCUUAUUUCAACGAAAAUAAAAGAAAUAAAACAAAAAAUGAA
Messenger RNA from Phymastichus coffea, 3673 nucleotides. RefSeq lists its product as uncharacterized. The record is from RefSeq and is a predicted model, not a curated record. Bases 488 to 1927 code for a protein of 479 amino acids. The transcript is spliced from 5 exons. Lineage: Eukaryota; Metazoa; Arthropoda; Insecta; Hymenoptera; Eulophidae.